Molecule: messenger RNA, 3367 nt
Organism: Daucus carota subsp. sativus
Lineage: Eukaryota; Viridiplantae; Streptophyta; Magnoliopsida; Apiales; Apiaceae
Product: ubiquitin carboxyl-terminal hydrolase 9
Exons: 14
Coding region: 47-2956 (969 amino acids)
Biological process (GO): protein deubiquitination
Molecular function (GO): cysteine-type deubiquitinase activity
Source: RefSeq, a predicted model, not a curated record
GAAAGACGAAAAUGCAAAUGGAAAUUAGGCGAAGGGAAGGAAUAAAAUGUUAAUAGUAGGAAGCUAUAAAAGACUUUUCCUGUGGUUGGUUGUAUUAUAUAAACACACACGUCCAAUACCUAGACAUCUCUCUGUCUCUACUAGUAUCUUUUGUGUUCGGAUCGAGGGUUACCUGCAAUCUAGGGCACACAUUCUCCAGAUCAUGACUAUUCCUGAUCUCGGUGAUAUGUUGAUGGAUAACGGAUCUUUAAUUGCUGAACAAGAGAGGCAGAUUAUUCAUGAUUUAACUCUCAAAUCCCAGUCCAACAAACCAGGCAACUUGUUCUUUCUCAUUUCCAAUAGAUGGUUUACUGAAUGGAAGAAGUAUGCUGGAUUUGGUGCUUAUCCAUAUGACGAAGUUUUACCAGAGCCUCAUAUUUCAAUCUCAAAUGCUGCAGAUAGACCAGGACCGAUUGAUAAUUGCAAUAUAGUUGCUAAUGGGAGUAACUGUGAGGGUGAAGACCUUCAGUUGCUUGACAACCUUGAGGAACAACGUGAUUAUGUUGUAGUAUCUCAGGAUGUUUGGGAGAAACUUUUUGAUUGGUACAAAGGAGGACCUGUAAUACCCAGGAAGAUGAUUUCAGUUGGUGUUCGGCAGGAAUUAGUUGUGGAGGUAUACCCAUUAUGCCUGAAGUUGAUUGAUGCUGGAGAUAAAAGUGAGUCAACUAUAAGGAUAAGUAAAAAGGCUUCUUUGCAUGAGCUCUACGAAAGGGUGGGUUCACUCAAGGAGACUGAUCCAGGAAAGGUACGAAUAUGGGAUUAUUUUAAUAAUUUGAAGCACACAUUAUUGGAAGAUUCAACGAAAACCUUGGAGGAAUCUAACUUGCAGAUGAACCAAUGUAUUCUUCUAGAGCGGCAAGUUGAUGGAAUUCUUCCCACUGGUUUUGGCAUGGAUUCUACUGGGAAUGAGUUGGCAUUGAUUCCUAUUGAACCCUUGAGAUCAUCUUUGACAAUUGCUGGGGGCCCCACUUUGUCCAAUGGUAAUUCAACGGGUUAUAGUUCAAGUUUGCAUCAGGGAAGUAGUUUAAGUUCAGUAUUAACUGACAUGGAAGAUACUUCCAACAAUAUAAAGCCUGUAUUGAAAGGAAAUGGUGGAGGUUUGGCAGGGCUGCAGAAUUUGGGAAAUACAUGUUUUAUGAAUAGUUCACUUCAGUGUUUAGUCCAUACUCCACCCCUUGUUAAAUACUUCUUGGAAGAUUAUACUGAUGAGAUCAACAAGAAAAAUCCCCUGGGAAUGCAUGGUGAGCUUGCAAUUGCUUUUGGUGAAUUGUUGAGAAAAAUCUGGUCUUCUGGGCGGACAUCAAUUGCCCCACGUGAAUUUAAAGGAAAACUUGGUCGAUUUGCUCCCCAGUUUAGUGGGUACAACCAGCAUGAUUCUCAAGAACUCCUUGCCUUCUUGCUGGAUGGGUUGCAUGAAGAUUUGAAUCGUGUGAAACAAAAGCCUUAUAUCGAACUAAAGGAUUGCGAUGGUCGUCCUGAUGAGGAAGUUGCAGAUGAGUACUGGAGAUACCACAAGGCCAGGAAUGAUUCGAUAAUUGUCGACGUCUGCCAGGGUCAAUAUAAGUCAACUCUGGUUUGCCCAGAUUGCAAAAAGAUUUCAAUUGCAUUUGAUCCGUUCAUGUACUUGUCUUUGCCAUUACCCUCAACUGCUACACGGACAAUGACUGUAUCUGUAUUUUAUGGCGAUGGUAGUGGUCUUCCAAUGCCAUACUCUGUCACUGUUUUAAAGAAUGGUGCUUGCAAAGAUCUCAAAUUAGCGGUAUCUUCUGCAUGUUGCUUAAAGGACGAUGAAGACUUGCUGCUUGCAGAGGUCUAUGAACAUACAAUAUAUCGAUACCUAGAAGUCCCUUUGGAAUCAUUGUCUUCCAUUAAAGACAAUGAACACAUUGUUGCCUACAGGCAUCCCAAAACAAGUUCAGAUGCGACAAAACUGGAAAUAUGCCACCGCUACCUAGAUAAAUGUUCACCAGACAAUCUCAAGGUUGGAGAGUGGAAGCUUUUCUUGGCCCCCCUCGUUAGUUAUGUCAAAGGCAUAGAAAGUGGUGCCGAUAUAGAUCUUGCUGUGAACAGAUUGCUUUCUCCCUUGAGAAGGAAAGCAUUUGCGUCUUCAACAAAAGAUAGCCAGGAAAAAGUUGGCUCUACCUCAGGGGAUGAGGAUCAUCAAUCUAUGAAAGAGGUGGACAUGGAGGACAUAUCAAGCAAGGAGCUAUCAUUCCGCCUCUGCUUAACUGAUGAUAGGGGUUUGUCCUGCAGACCUAUUGCAAAGGAUUCACCUAUAAAACCUGGCAGAUCGGUUAAGGUAAUGCUGGAUUGGACUGAAAAAGAGCAUGAGUUUUAUGACGCGAGCUACCUUAAGGAUCUUCCUGAGGUGCAUAAGACGGGGCCAGCUGUCAAGAAAACCCGACCAGAAGCUAUCUCCUUAUUUUCGUGUUUGGAUGCAUUUCUGAAGGAGGAACCUUUAGGGCCUGAUGAUAUGUGGUACUGCCCUCGUUGUAAGAAGCAUAGGCAAGCAACCAAGAAGUUAGACUUGUGGAGAUUACCAGAGAUACUCGUGUUUCACUUGAAGCGGUUCUCAUAUAGCAGAUAUUUAAAGAACAAACUUGACACCUUCGUUAAUUUUCCAGUUCACGGUCUUGAUUUAGGCAAAUAUAUGAAAACUAAGGAUGCCUCUGGACAAUCUUAUGUUUACGAGUUGUAUGCCGUCAGCAACCAUUAUGGUGGCCUUGGUGGUGGCCAUUACUCUGCUUACUCUAAGCUAAUUGAUGACGAUAGAUGGUAUCACUUUGAUGAUUCCCAUGUUUCCCCUGUUAGUGAAGCCGACAUCAGGACAUCUGCUGCUUAUGUUUUGUUUUACCGAAGAGUAAAAGUGGAAUCGGCUGGAGUUGGUGAGCCGUCCAGGUCUCACGGCAUUUCUUAAGCGCAUAUCCAGGCAUUGCUAUAUGAUUGUGCCAUUACCAUCUAGUGCCAUGCUUUUACGAAGCUGACAUCACUAUAUUCUGCCUUGGUGCUGGUGGGGGUUGUGUUGGAUAACACUCCUAUAUUAAGUUUGUCCUUGCUUAUGGAAACAGAAAAGAGUGCAAAUUAAAAUGGCGAAGAGGCUUUCACUAGCAUUGAUAUGAACAUAUUGGCAAUUUGGAAAUUUUUUUUGAUGCUGCAAGGUAACUAGUCAAACAAAUGUGCCAAUAUUAGGUUGUUAACUCUGAGCUUUACAGUUUCACAUGAUUGAGUGUACUGCAAAGCAUGUAUCUGAGCUGAAUUUCUUGUAUUUGUUUUAUGUAAGCCAGUAUCAGAACGAUUCCCCAAGAAUUUGACUGGUAUUUUUUUUUUA